GUCCCCCGCCCCCUCUUUCCCACAGUACCCAUAAGUCUUGUCACCUGACCUAAACUGACCAAUGACGAUCCAAUAUUUCCAUCCUCCUCCUUCCCUCUCUCUCUGUUUACCUCCAGCCGCCAUUUCUAUUAACUCUUCAACCGUGACCGCUGUCAUUAAUUAAUGUCUGCUAAUUGAGACAGACGAAGAUCUUUUUCUCUUCCGUAGAUUUACCCCAAAAUACCAAAUGAUUGGAAUCAACCAGUAUUGUUUUGGACACAUUGUCACUUUUUAAAGCCAGAUAUUGUAUGAAAACACAAGUGUCUGCCUGUUUCUAUAGAUCUAUAUUUGGAAUUACAAUGAAGUAUUUGCUUUGACCAAGUUAAUUAUGUUUGAUUAAAAUCGCAGUCGAUGGAAAUAGAGGAAGGGAAAUAUUUGUUAUGGAUUAAAUAUAAAGCCAGGUAAAGCAAGAACAACAAAACACCUGUGUGUUGUGGUGAGAGAGAGACACGGAGAAAAGAAUAUGGAAAAUGAUUUGUGUGAGGAGAAAAUUAAAUGUGAACAAGAAUGGAAUUGGGUGGAAUUACAUAAUGAGAUGCCAGAGGACGCAGAAGAAACUUCAUACACAGAUCUAACUACACACAAACAGACUCAUACGGGAGAGAAACCAUAUCACUGUGAUAUUUGUGGUAAAUCAUUUUUUGAAAGAAGUUCUUUGAAUACUCAUGCGUGCGUCAGUACAGAAAAGAGAUCAUAUCAGUGUGAUAUCUGUGGUAAACCAUUCUCUACGGCAAGUCAUUUAACUACACACAAGCGGACUCAUACAGGAGAGAGACCCUACCCAUGUGAUAUCUGUGGCAAAGCAUUCUCGAAAACUAGCCACUUGAGUAGACACAAAUAUAUUCAUACAGGAGAGAAACCAUACGAGUGUGAUAUCUGUGGUAAAUUAUUUACGGUGAUAAGUAACUUGAGUAGACAUAAGCGCAUUCAUACGGGAGAGAAACCACAUCACUGUGACAUCUGUGGUAAAUUGUUUUCUGAAAGAGGUAACUUAACGAGACACAAACGUAUUCACACGGGAGAAAAACCAUAUUUUUGUGAUAUCUGUGGUAAGUCAUUUACCUUAGAUAGUGACCUGACAAGACACAAACGCAUUCACACUGGGGAGAAACCAUAUUUCUGUGACAUCUGUGGUAAAUCGUUCUCUCGAAAUGAUGACUUAGUUAUUCACAAACGUAUUCAUACUGGACAGAAGCCAUUUCACUGUGAUACUUGUGGAAAAUCAUUCUCUGAAAGAGGUAGAUUAACUAAACACAAACGUAUUCAUACAGGGGAGAAGCCAUAUUAUUGUGAUAUCUGUGGUGUAUCAUUCUCUGAGACUAGUUCCCUUAAUAAGCACAGGCUUGUUCACUCUGAUAUCGAUGGUAAAUCAUUCUCUCAAAACGAAGACUUAAUGUCACGUGCGUUCAUUCAUUCGAGAGAAAGACCAUACCACUGUGAUAUCUGUGGUAAAUCGUUUGCAAAGCUCAGUUACAUAGCUACACACAAACGCGUUCAUACAGGAGAGAAACCACACCACUGUGAUAUUUGUGGUAAAUCAUUCUCUGAAGGAAGUGGCUUAGUUAUUCACAAACGAAUUCAUACAGGAGAAAAACCAUACGAGUGUGACGUCUGUGGUAGAUUAUUCGCUCAAAUCAGCCGAUUAACCAGACACAAACGCAUUCACACAGGGGAGAAACCGUAUCAGUGUGAUAUCUGUGGUAAAUCAUUUUCCUUGAUCACGACCUUAACUAAGCACAAUCAUAUUCACACAGGCGAGAAGCCGUAUCUUUGCAACAUUUGUGGUAAAUCUUUUUCUCUUCUAGGUAGCUUAACCACUCACAAACGCAGUCAUACAGGAGAGAAACCAUAUCACUGUGAUGUCUGUGGUAAAUAUUUCUCAGUAAUAAGUAACUUGACUAAACACAAACUCACUCAUACGGGAGAGAAACCACACCACUGUGAUAUCUGUAAUAAAUCAUUCUCUCAGAAAGGGCAUUUGAUUACACAUCAAUAUAUACAUACAGGAGAGAAACCAUAUCACUGUGAUAUGUGCGGGAAAUCGUUUGCUUCCAGGAGUCACUUAACAAAACACUAUCGCAUUCACACCGGUGAGAAACCGUACCGCUGCAAUAUCUGUGGUAGAUCUUUCGCUGCAAGUAACACUUUAAAUGCUCAUAGAAACACUCAUACGGGUAAGAAUUCAUGCCAUUAUGGGAGGUCGUCCUCCGUAAGAAGUGCCUUGGCUAAGCACAAAUGCAUUAAUAAUGCACGAGACAAACCGUUUCGCUGCGACGUCUGUGGGAAAUCGUUCUCUACAGGAACUAUCUUAACCACGCAUAAACGUAUUCACACUGGGGAGAGACCUUAUGAUUGCGAUAUCUGUGGUAAAUCGUUCUCGCAAAAAGAAAACUUAAUUAAUCAUAAACGUGUUCACACAGGAGAGAAGCCAUAUCGCUGUGAUAUCUGUGGUAAAUCGUUCUCUGAACGCAGCAGCUUAACUAAACACAAGCGUAUUCAUACAGGAGAGAAACCAUAUCAUUGUGAUGCCUGUAAUAAAUCAUUCUCUCAGAUAAGUCACUUAACUAAACACAAAUUCACUCAUACAGGAGAGAAACCAUUUCAUUGUGAUGCCUGUAAUAAAUCAUUCUCUCAGAUAAGUCACUUAACUAAACACAAAUUCACUCAUACGGGGAGAGAAACCAUAUCACUGAUGUCUGUGAUAAAUCAUUCUCGGAAAACUCAAAUUUGACAAGACACAAAGAUAUUCACAGAGAAGAAAGACCAUGUCACUGUUGACAUGUGUGGUAGAAUGUUCUUUAACCCUUUAGCAUUUAAACCAGGCCCAAAUAUUUCUGUUUAUUCUAUGUUGAAACUAACCAGAUCUUACCUCUCACACCUACCUUGCAAUGUCAUUUCUAAAGGUAAACUAUCAUCAUCAUCAUUGUUUAACGUCCGCUUUCCAUGCUAGCAUGGGUUGGACGAUUUGACUGAGGACUGGUGAAACCAGAUGGCUGCACCAGGCUCCAAUCUGAUCUGGCAGAGUUUCUACAGCUGGAUGCCCUUCCUAACGCCAACCACUCAGAGAGUGUAGUGGGUGCUUUUACGUGCCACCAGCACGAAGGCCAGUCAGGCGGUACUGGCAACGGCCACGCUCAAAAUGGUGUAUUUUACAUGCCACCUGCACAGGAGCCAGUCCAGCGGCACUGGCACGAUCUCGCUUGAUGAAAUCUUAAAGCUAUGAAAUAAUGCAUGAUUAAUUCUAAACAGUUUGAAUAAAUAAGCAUUACAUUUGACAGAGUAUCUGAAUAUUAAAGAAUUAAUGGAAGUACCUCAACUAAACCCACAUUUAUUCAUUACAAGACAGAAACCAUAUCACUGUGAUAAAACGUUCUCUCUGUUAAGUCUCUUCCCUUCGGACAGCUACAUUGAUAAAGGAGAGAAGCCAUAUCAAUGUAAUUCUUUCUCUCAGAAUGACUUAAGCCAGUGGCUCUCAACCGGGGUCUAUAUAAGAUUUUUGAGGAUCCAUGCAACAAAAUAGGUAAAUUGAGGAUCCAUGAUGGUAUUUUAAGGGACCCUGAAAAAAUUUUAUUUUAGCUGUAUGUAUUCUUUUCAAAUAAACAUUGGAUCAUACCAAA
Octopus bimaculoides (California two-spot octopus) is the source of this 3656-nucleotide messenger RNA. RefSeq lists its product as uncharacterized. NCBI's taxonomy places the organism in Eukaryota, Metazoa, Mollusca, Cephalopoda, Octopoda, Octopodidae. The record is from RefSeq and is a predicted model, not a curated record.